Messenger RNA from Cicer arietinum (chickpea), 1948 nucleotides. The record is from RefSeq and is a predicted model, not a curated record. NCBI's taxonomy places the organism in Eukaryota, Viridiplantae, Streptophyta, Magnoliopsida, Fabales, Fabaceae.
UCACAAUUAAAUUAGAGAGAGAUGGGAGAGAGGCAUUGUUACAAGGAUGUGAUUCCAUUCAUUGCAAUGGUUGGAAUAGAGUGUACAAACGUUGGUGUCAAUGUUCUAUUCAAAGCAGCAAGUCAAAAGGGAUUGAGUCACUUUGUAUUCAUUGCUUAUUCAUUUCUUGUCUCCACUCUUGUUUUCCUUUUGCCUCUGCCCUUCUUUCUCAAAUGGUCAAGAGAGCUUCCUCCUUUGAAUGUAUCUCUAAUCUUCAGAAUUUUUCUUCUUGGAGUUAUUGGAGUUGUAGGUCAGCUUUGUGGAUAUAAAGGACUUGAAUACACUUCACCUACUCUUUCUUCUUCUCUUGGAAACCUUGUGCCUGCAUUUACAUUCAUCCUAACUAUCCUUUUCAGGAUGGAGACAUUAAAUUUAAGAUGCAAAAGUAGUAAAGCAAAAAUAUUGGGAUCUAUGGUAUCAAUAUUAGGUGCACUCAUAGUUGUUCUUUAUAAGGGUCCAACAAUCAUACCCUCAUCAUCAACUACUAUUGAUUCUUCAAUUGCCUCAACAUCACAAUCAAAUUGGGUUCUUGGUGGAUCUCUACUUGUGAUUGCAUAUAUUUUUGUUCCAAUUUGGUACAUUAUUCAGACUAGUGUGAUAAAACAAUAUCCAGGCGAGGUCAUUGUGGUCUUUUUAUACAACCUAUGCGGAGCAAUAGUGUCUGUACCACUAUGCUUACUACUAGAAACAAACUUGAAUGCUUGGAACAUAGGUCUUGAUAUAUCGUUGGCCUCUAUUUUAUCCUCGGGAUUCUUUUGCACAGGACUAAGUUGUCUUAUUCACACUUGGGGUCUUCGUAUUAAAGGCCCUCUAUAUAUCUCUCUCUUCAAGCCUUUGUCAAUAGCUAUUGCUGCAUCUUUUAGUGUUCUAUUUCUUGGUGAUGCACUCUAUUUUGGAACUGUAAUUGGAGCAGCAAUAAUAUCAAUUGGGUUUUAUAGUGUUAUGUGGGGAAAAGCAAAAGAAGAAUCGAAUGAAGACUAUUUUGAUGUAGAUAGAGUUCAACCUCCAUCCAAUAGUAAGACUCCUUUGUUGAAGUGAUGCAAUGUGAUAGAUAGAGGAGGAAUCACACAUAACUAUAUAGUUGUACACGAAAUUGUCAACUAAACCUCAUUUCUUUGUUGGGCUUUCAACAUUUUGUGCAUCAAAGACCCUUCAUAUUGAUUGUGCUCAACAAAAAAAAAUUAAUUAAAUAAUCAAGCCCAUUUAUUUGAAUAGCAAAAGCAUCUCUAAUUGUUAAAGCUGAAUUCUUGGAAAAAAUUUAAUCCCUACUCUAAAAAAAACUAAUUGUAAAUCAUCUCACCGUGCCAAACCGAGAUAAAAACGUUAAUAUGAAAUUUAAAAAAUUGAAAUUCUUUUAAAAUAUUUUAAAAUUAAGAUAAAAUCGAUAUAUUUGUCGAAUUCUCUUGAAUUUAUGGUAAAUUCAAGCAUUUUUUUUCCGUAUAACCUUGAUUGAUAGACAGAUUCAGGAUUUUGUAUAUAUAUAUAUCCCAUUUUUAAAAAAAGUUUCUUUAAUUGCCAUACUUUGAAAAUUAUUUCCUUAAAUAUCCUACUCUGAAAAUUAUUUUCUUAGAAGAUUGUUUCUUGGAGAAGCGACCUCUAAGUGAAUAAUAUUACUCAAUUAGAAGUUGUUUCCCCAGGAAACGAUCUUCUAUUGAAUUUCAAAAAAUUGAUUUUCAAGUGGUUCUAUUGAAUUUCAAAAAAUUGGUUUUCAAGUGCUCGCUUCCACAGGAAACGACCUCCUAUUGAAAAAGAAAAGUAAGGCUUUUAAAGAAAUAAUUUUCAAAAUAGGGUAAUUAAAGAAUUUUUUUUUUUAAAAAGGGAUAUAUAUAUACAAAAGUCACAGAUUCAAAUAAAUUUUUUAAUUUUAAUUAGUAGAAAAACUAUUGGGACAGUGUUGAGACAUUAAUGA